Messenger RNA from Tarenaya hassleriana, 902 nucleotides. RefSeq names its product L-2-hydroxyglutarate dehydrogenase, mitochondrial-like. The annotation marks the transcript as partial. The record is from RefSeq and is a predicted model, not a curated record. Gene Ontology annotation, cellular component: mitochondrion. Gene Ontology annotation, molecular function: (S)-2-hydroxy-acid oxidase activity; (S)-2-hydroxyglutarate dehydrogenase activity. The transcript is spliced from 3 exons. NCBI's taxonomy places the organism in Eukaryota, Viridiplantae, Streptophyta, Magnoliopsida, Brassicales, Cleomaceae.
ACAGGGGUAAUAAACAAACUUCAGGGUGAGGCUGAAACCGGCAAGACAACCUUCUCGUAUAACACUACAGUCUUAGGUGGUCGGGUUGAAGGGAAUCAGAUACAUUUGCAUGUUGCCGAAACAAGAUCUCUUGAAUCAUGGAAUGGAGGGGAGUCUUUGUCACAGAUGCAGCAGCUCGAGCUUAUACCUAAUCUCGUUGUUAACUCUGCGGGUUUAGCUGCACAAGCUCUCACAAAGAGAUUCCAUGGCAUCAACCAUCGUGUCAUUCCUCCCUCCCAUUAUGCCCGUGGCUGCUACUUCAUGCUCUCGGGCUCCAGAGGUCCUCCUUUCGACCACCUUGUGUAUCCCAUUCCCGAGGAAGGUGGUCUCGGUGUCCAUUUCACGGUAGAUUUGACCGGACAGGUCAAGUUUGGACCUGAUGUAGAGUGGAUUGAUGGUGUAGACGAUAUAUCGAGCUUCCUUAACAGAUUUGAUUAUGUUGUAAAUCCGAAACGGGCAGAGAAAUUCUACCCAGAAAUCAGAAAGUACUAUCCCGAGCUCAAAGAUGAAUCGCUGGAGCCAGGUUAUUCGGGUAUCCGGCCGAAACUUUCCGGUCCAAAACAGCCUCCAGCAGAUUUUGUCAUACAGGGAGGGGAAAGUCAUGGGGUUCAUGGGCUUGUUAAUCUCUUUGGAAUCGAAUCACCGGGCUUCACUUCGAGCUUGGCUAUUGCAGAACAUAUAGCCACCAGAUUCUUGAAAUGAUUCUGCCUUCUACAACAUCAACUUAAAAACUCUGAAAACUUGUUGUCUGAAACGAUUUUUUUUUUUUGUGUGUGUGUUGCAUCAUAUGAUUGUGUCAGUCAAUGUACUACUACACUUUGUGAAAAUCUCAUCAAUGAUCAAAGGCAAGAAAGUUUGCGACA